AUUGCUUGGUCGUACGCAGCUCCAACGACGAACUUGAUUGAUGCAGCCAACCUCUAGUACCAUCCUCAAAGCUGGCGUGCUCCACAAGAAAGGGUCCGGCGCUGGCCUCUUUGGCCGCCGCAACUGGAAGCCGCGCUACUUUGAGCUCACAGGCACCCUCCUCUCGUACUACGACUUUGCCUCGCGCCAGCUCAAAGGCGUCGUGAGUCUCGAUGCGAUCGGCGUCGACGCCAUCGAGUGCAUGCCCGAAGACGCGGUCAAGACGGGCUCGUCGGGCUCGACCAUCUACCGCAUCGGCGUCACCACGCCGGCGCGCCGCCUUCUCCUGUCGGCGGCCAACGAAAUCGAAAUGUACGACUGGAUCGACGCGCUCGUCGAGGUCGUCGCGGCCAACGCCAAGAACAAGGCGCUCGCCAAAAUCGUGCUCGGCUCGGACGUCAAGGCGUCAACCGAGCACUCGCUCGCGUCCAAGGUGGCGCACGGUGUCUCGCUGGCCCCACUCACACGCCUACCAAGCACCCUCACGGCCUAAGCGCCUCUCCUGCCCUAUUUAGUCUUGUAGUAUCAUAUUUUCCCAGUGCGUCGUCGUGUCGAUGACAGAGCGAUUCGUAUAUUCCCAAUAUGUCAUUUAUUUAUCCUCGCAA
Saprolegnia diclina VS20 is the source of this 644-nucleotide messenger RNA. RefSeq lists its product as hypothetical. The record is from RefSeq and is a predicted model, not a curated record. The coding region runs from base 41 to 532 and encodes 163 amino acids. NCBI's taxonomy places the organism in Eukaryota, Oomycota, Saprolegniomycetes, Saprolegniales, Saprolegniaceae. The transcript has a single exon.